Molecule: messenger RNA, 555 nt
Organism: Alternaria ethzedia
Lineage: Eukaryota; Fungi; Ascomycota; Dothideomycetes; Pleosporales; Pleosporaceae
Exons: 1
Coding region: 1-555 (184 amino acids)
Source: RefSeq, a predicted model, not a curated record
AUGGAUAUCGCCACCACUUCACGCGCCUACUUCGCCAUGCCUUCUCCCACUCCUGAGGAGAAGAUCUCCCUCCAGGCCAGCAACACAGUCUACACAUACCACUGCCUGUGCAAUCAUCUGCUACUCGCAACCACCACACCACUGCCCUCCUUACCCAAACGCCAACACACGCGCGAUGCCGCACACAUCAUGCCGCUGCCUCCAGCGCCCACUUCCGGUCGCAACAAGAACGCGGCUUCGCAAGACCACUACGGCCUCCUCCUGUCCACCCGACAAGAUCGCCAAGCUGAAAUCAUAACCAGCGACGAGGGCUUCGAGAAGCGUUAUCUGCAGCGCUGCGGACGGUGCAAUCUGGUUGUGGGCUACCAGCUAGACUGGCAACAGUUCUCCGUUGAUCGGUCCGGCAGGCGCGAAGACUACGUCUUCCUUCUCCCGGGUGGCUUCGUCAAGACGAGCGACAUGAUCAUGGGGAAGACGGCUACCGCACCCGCAUCUGCAUCCGCAGUGGGCGGCGCAGGGAUGGGCACUGUCAAUGUCACUCAGGUCAAGGCAUAG